Molecule: messenger RNA, 3504 nt
Organism: Diaporthe batatas
Lineage: Eukaryota; Fungi; Ascomycota; Sordariomycetes; Diaporthales; Diaporthaceae
Product: GTP-binding protein RBG1
Exons: 6
Coding region: 148-1251 (367 amino acids)
Biological process (GO): cytoplasmic translation
Cellular component (GO): cytoplasm
Molecular function (GO): GTPase activity; GTP binding
Source: RefSeq, a predicted model, not a curated record
GUUGGUAAGUACUUCUCGCCAUCAAGAACAAUAAACGCAGGCACCAGGCACCAGACGCCACACAGCACUCAACACCACCAAAUCGAACCAUAAGGCAACUUGAUUUAAUUCUAUUAGUGGCUUUUUGCCCGCAAAAACACCGCCAAGAUGUCGACCACGGUGGAGAAGAUCAAGCAAAUCGAGGAAGAAAUGGCCCGAACCCAAAAGAACAAGGCGACGUCGUUCCAUCUGGGUCAACUCAAAGCAAAACUCGCGAAGCUCAAGAAGGAACUCCUCACGCCCUCGGGCGGUGGCGGCGGUGGCGGCGCCGGCUUCGAUGUCGCCCGGACAGGUGUCGCGAGUGUCGGGUUCAUCGGGUUCCCCUCCGUAGGGAAGAGCACGCUGAUGAGCAGGCUGACGGGCCAGCACUCUGAGGCGGCGGCAUACGAGUUCACGACCCUGACGAGCGUGCCGGGCCAGGUCAUGUACAACGGCGCGCCGCUGCAGAUCAUCGACCUUCCGGGUAUCAUCGAGGGGGCCAAGGACGGCCGCGGGCGAGGGCGGCAGGUCAUCGCGGUGGCCAAGACGUGCCACCUGAUCUUCAUCGUGCUGGACGUCAACAAGCCGCUGACGGACAAGCGGGUCAUCGAGAACGAGCUCGAGGGCUUCGGGAUCCGGUGCAACAAGUCGCCGCCCAACAUCACGUUCAAGAAGAAGGACAAGGGCGGGCUCAACGUCACCAGCACGCUGCCGCUGACGCACAUUGACCACGACGAGAUCAAGGCCGUCAUGAACGAGUACAAGAUCUCGUCUGCCGACAUCGCCAUCCGGUGCGACGCCACCAUCGACGACCUGAUUGACGUCCUCGAGGCCAAGAGCCGGAGCUACAUCCCUGUUGUCUACGUGCUCAACAAGAUCGACGCCAUCAGCAUCGAGGAGCUGGACCUGUUGUACCGUAUCCCCAACGCGGUGCCCAUCAGCUCCGAACACGGGUGGAAUAUUGAUGAGCUGAUGGAGGUUAUGUGGGAUAAGCUGAAGUUGGUCCGGGUCUACACCAAGCCCCAUGGCAAGAUGCCUGACUACUCUGCACCUGUCGUGCUUCGUUCCACGAGGUGCACGGUGGAAGACUUCUGUAACGCUAUCCACCGGAGCAUAGUCGAACAGUUUAAAACGGCCAUCGUGUACGGAAAGUCUGUCAAGCAUCAGCCCCAGCGGGUGGGUCUGGCGCACGAGCUUGCGGAUGAAGACAUCGUCACGAUCCAGAAGCGAUGAUUUGUUGUCUCGGCGACAAAUUUCUAACGGAGCCACAAGGGCUCCAGCCGGACUGUCAACCGCCUGCUGCCGGUCGUCCGCCCCCUACGCGAGAUAGACGCGACUCGCCGUGGGGGGCAAGGACCGUUGCGCUUAGACGGGGUCAUCUUUGACAGCGAUCGUACUCGCCAAUUUCGGGGAAUUUCAGGUUCAAGGUCGGGUGGAGACGAGUCGCCAUAAAGCUAAUCCCAAACACUCCUGUCCCUGCAACGAAACCUGACCGUUGGCGGCUCUGUGUGGGCAUUCGAUCGCAUCCGCCAGCGCGGCCGGGGACCGACAAAAGCAACGAGACUCCACAGCUGAGCUUUGAAACGAGGGAAACGCCUGCACGACGUGAGACUUUAUCAAUCAGAUGCUGGCAGACGCUGGCGGCAUGCUACUUUGUCGAAACCGGCAAGGACGACGAGGCCACAAGGCCCCAGGGGAACGUUCCUUUGGAGUGGGGAUCGAUAAAAAUGAAUUCAAGAUUCGCAAAGCUUUACGUUGUUUGCUCACCUUCCCUGACCUUACUUCCCAGCCAUGUUUUUUUGCCUCCCCGGUGUUACAUUGUUGGACAUCUAACUUCCCCUUCGAUUCCUGCGUCUUGUUGUAGCGGCCUCCUAAGACCCCCCAGAGCGCGGGAACGGCAUCCGAAGUCUGAUACUGGGAGACCAGACGGAUUUGGGCGCAGCUCAUGAUUCCGUCUCAACACGCGAUCUGCUCCUCGGCCGGCAUGUGCUCCUUGCCUUGCCAGUGGGCAAGCAUCAGCAGUGUUCAAGCAUCAAGGAUGUUUCCUCCGUUCUUGGUCAUGCACGCAUAUUAGAGCCAGCGGCGUCUGCUGCUCUAAUGAUUGCUAUCGCAUAUGGGCGUGGGCCCUUCCUCUUGGGACUUUUAACACACACAGUGGCCAGGCGCAGUCGGCCCUGUGAAUCGAGCAUCAAGGGGUGUCUCUUUGACUUCAUGCGCGCAGAUCGGAGCCAGAGCAGCGUCUGAUGCUUUGAUGAUGAUGCUCAUACUGAUGGACAAUGCCGACGGGCGCAGGGCCUUCCUUCUCCUGGGAGAGGUUCAACACACCCACUCGAUCGACCAAGACUGGGCAACCUCGACGGCAAGACGGGGAUGCCAUUCCGGUUUCUUGUUACACUUCUCCACGCUGGAGCAGGAUGGUUCUGCGCGAUGAUACCGCGGGCACCGAGCUGCCGUCCACUUGCGCUACGCGGCCUACGGGAUUGUCGUCUGGGCGAAGGAGCCAUCGCUCUGGCCGCCUCAGAGUCUUCGGAAAUACUGUGUACGACCCCCAAGCAAGGGGCUUCAGCUGUCCUCUCUCUCUGCCCGCCUCAGUGUUUUUGUUAUUCCUGAACACGGUCCCCGGCCCCUGGGGGUAAUUCAGCCAGCCUCUCGGACCACCGUCAUGCCUGUGAGCCGCCUGUAGUCGACUGGCUUUCCGUGGCCAGAAAUAGACUCAGGGGCAUGAAGUCAACUCAUCUUCUCACGGGUGCGCGAUACUAGAAUAGCCCAGAGGAGGAAUCAUGUCCUGGUGUGAAUCAAGAUCACGCCGGGAAAUCAGAACAGACGAAAAAACCCUGCCGAGGAUUUGCAGCCGGCAACGGCGACGGCUCGAUCAUGAUGGCAGCAGGGACAGGUAAAGCUUGGGGAAGGCCCAGAGGUCGUCUCCACACACCAUUCGGAAUGUUUCGACCAAUGAGACCGAUAGCCGGCUCUCGCUUGUAGGAGCUCUGCUCACUGCCUACACCACCGGCGGAUUUGGCCUUUCACAGGGAACCUCUUACCGCCGCAGUUGAGCUGCACGGCCUGAGUACCUCGCAUGAGUGGUCGUCUCCUCACGUCAGAGGCGGGGGAGAGGAGACCGCAAGUUCUGGGCUCUGACCCUGCCUCCCCUGUCAGCCCGCCCGCGGCGUUCCUCGAUCCGCUCGUCACCAGCUUCGACGAGCCGUCAGCCUCAGUUUUUUUGUUCAUUUUCAUUUUCAUUUUACCACACUAGCCGCGAUGGCAUACCCGCAACGAUAACGCGCGUCUCGGAGCUUUCACCCUAAGCUAGGCGAAUUACUGGAAACGGCCAUGGCUGGGUGCUCGGGCCCCGGCCUCCUCUCAGCCGUAGCAAUGGAGAGAAGGAGGUUAUUAAACGUCGACGCGUGGGUGUAAUGCACUCGCGUGUCCGCAUAUGUCUGUGUGUGUGCCUGGCUGGACCUAAUAGAAUCCACAGAGUCCGUCUCG